UGCCGCCGCUUCCGGUCCGGGUCUACGCGGUUUCAUUAGACUGCAUGGCUUCUGCGGGUCCGGACAGUUUUGAGAGAGCUCGUCGUUGAGUCAAGACACCAGCGCGGGCAUUGGGACUCUGCAGGCUGCGGUUUCGUGGCAGGAUCGGAAGAAAGGCCAGGAACUUGAAUUCAGGCCUAACCUCGGUUUCCGAGGGGGCCGAUUUUUCUGCAGGAACCCAUCAGCCCUGGUAACGGCCAAAGAGGAGAUGGCGCCAGUCAGGGAGCGGCCGUGGCCGACACAGUGAGGAAGCGCGCGGGCCGAGCGGCCGGAGGAUCCUCGGGAGGAGAGCCAGCGCCGUCGCUGCCGCCACCGCCGCCGCCAGCAUGGAAGGGGCCAAGCCGACACUGCAGCUGGUGUACCAGGCGGUGCAGGCGCUCUACCACGACCCGGAUCCCAGCGGCAAGGAGCGCGCCUCGUUUUGGCUGGGGGAGCUGCAGCGUUCGCCUCUUUGAAAUGUGCUGCUAGUGGGAGCUGCAGCUUCCUCCUGCUGACUGAGCCCCAGGCUUCGGUUGAGAUGGUCCUUUCAGAAAUGUGGAGCUUAGUCCAAGCCUGGAUUUCAGUGGGUAGCACCUGGCAUCUGUGGCUAGGAAGUCCUAUCAAGUGUUCAUGCAUGGGAGAUUUCAGAUCAGUUGUUACAGAUUCGGCAGGAUGUGGAGUCCUGCUAUUUUGCUGCCCAGACCAUGAAAAUGAAGAUUCAGACCUCAUUUUAUGAGCUCCCUACAGACUCCCAUGCCUCAUUACGGGACUCAUUACUAACUCACAUCCAGAACUUGAAAGACUUGUCACCUGUCAUUGUAACGCAGCUGGCUUUAGCAAUAGCAGACCUUGCUCUACAGAUGCCUUCAUGGAAGGGUUGUGUACAAACAUUGGUGGAAAAAUAUAGCAAUGAUGUAACUUCUUUGCCUUUUCUACUGGAGAUCCUCACAGUGUUACCUGAAGAAGUACAUAGUCGCUCAUUACGAAUUGGAGCUAACCGACGUACAGAAAUUAUAGAAGAUUUGGCCUUCUACUCUAGUACAGUGGUGUCUCUACUGAUGACUUGUGUAGAAAAAGCAGGAACAGAUGAGAAAAUGCUUAUGAAGGUCUUCCGAUGUUUGGGAAGUUGGUUUAACUUAGGAGUUUUGGAUAGUAACUUUAUGGCUAAUAAUAAGUUACUAGCACUCCUUUUUGAAGUUUUGCAACAGGAUAAGACCUCUUCCAACCUACACGAGGCUGCUUCAGAUUGUGUGUGCUCUGCUCUCUAUGCCAUAGAGAAUGUGGAGACAAACUUGCCACUAGCCAUGCAACUUUUUCAGGGAGUCCUGACAUUAGAGACUGCCUAUCACAUGGCUGUGGCCCGUGAAGAUUUAGACAAAGUUUUAAAUUACUGCCGAAUUUUCACUGAACUAUGUGAAACUUUCCUUGAGAAAAUAGUUUGUACUCCAGGCCAAGGUCUUGGGGACCUAAGAACUCUAGAACUGCUUCUGAUCUGUGCAGGACAUCCUCAGUAUGAGGUAGUAGAAAUUUCCUUUAACUUUUGGUACCGACUAGGAGAGCAUUUGUAUAAAACUAAUGAUGAGGUCAUUCAUGGCAUCUUCAAAGCUUAUAUUCAGAGGUUGCUUCAUGCCUUAGCACGACACUGCCAGCUGGAACCAGACCAUGAGGGUGUUCCUGAAGAGACUGAUGACUUUGGGGAGUUUCGAAUGAGGGUAUCUGACCUGGUGAAAGAUUUGAUAUUCUUGAUCGGGUCUAUGGAGUGUUUUGCUCAGUUAUAUUCCACUCUGAAAGAAGGCAACCCCCCCUGGGAGGUGACAGAAGCGGUACUCUUUAUCAUGGCUGCUAUAGCAAAGAGUGUUGAUCCGGAGAACAACCCUACUCUUGUGGAGGUUCUAGAAGGUGUUGUCCGUCUUCCAGAGACUGUACAUACAGCUGUGCGAUACACCAGCAUCGAAUUGGUCGGAGAGAUGAGUGAAGUGGUUGACCGGAAUCCUCAAUUCCUUGACCCUGUACUGGGCUAUUUGAUGAAAGGCCUGUGUGAAAAGCCUCUGGCUUCUGCUGCAGCUAAAGCCAUUCAUAACAUUUGCGCUGUCUGCCGAGAUCACAUGGCUCAGCACUUUAAUGGACUCUUGGAGAUUGCACGUUCCCUUGACUCCUUCAUGUUGUCUCCAGAAGCUGCUGUGGGCUUGCUAAAAGGAACAGCACUUGUACUAGCCAGACUACCUUUGGAUAAGAUUACUGAAUGUCUUAGUGAACUGUGUUCUGUUCAAGUUAUGGCAUUGAAAAAGCUGUUGUCUCAGGAGCCUAGCAAUGGUAUUUCCUCAGAUCCCACUGUCUUCUUAGAUCGCCUUGCAGUGAUAUUUAGACACACCAACCCCAUUGUGGAAAAUGGGCAGACACAUCCGUGCCAAAAAGUCAUACAGGAAAUAUGGCCAGUUUUAUCAGAGACGCUCAACAAGCACCGAGCUGACAAUCGGAUUGUAGAGCGGUGUUGCAGGUGCCUCCGCUUUGCUGUUCGAUGUGUAGGCAAAGGAUCUGCGGCCCUUUUGCAGCCACUGGUCACACAGAUGGUGAGUGUGUACCACGUACAUCAGCAUUCCUGUUUCCUGUACCUUGGCAGCAUCCUUGUGGAUGAGUAUGGCAUGGAAGAGGGCUGUCGACAGGGACUUCUCGACAUGCUCCAGGCACUGUGCAUCCCCACCUUUCAGCUCCUGGAGCAGCAGAAUGGACUACAGAAUCACCCGGACACAGUGGAUGACCUGUUCAGGCUGGCCACCAGGUUUAUUCAGCGCAGCCCUGUCACCUUGCUGAGGAGCCAAGUGGUCAUUCCUAUCUUACAGUGGGCUAUUGCUUCCACCACCCUGGAUCACCGGGAUGCCAACUGUAGUGUUAUGAGAUUCCUGCGGGACUUGAUCCACACAGGAGUAGCCAACGAUCAUGAGGAAGACUUUGAAUUACGGAAAGAACUGAUUGGACAGGUGAUGAACCAGCUUGGACAGCAACUUGUAAGCCAGCUGCUGCACACAUGCUGCUUUUGCCUACCCCCCUACACUCUUCCAGAUGUAGCUGAAGUGCUCUGGGAGAUCAUGCAGGUUGACAGACCGACUUUUUGUCGAUGGUUAGAGAAUUCCUUGAAAGGUUUGCCAAAGGAAACAACUGUGGGAGCCGUCACAGUAACACACAAACAACUUACAGACUUCCACAAGCAAGUUACAAGUGCCGAGGAAUGUAAACAAGUUUGCUGGGCCUUGCGAGACUUCACCAGGUUGUUUCGAUAGCUCACACUCCUGCACUGUGCCUGUCACCCAGUCACCCAGGAAUGUCUUUUUAACUUAGAAGACACGAAGAAAACAAAAACCAGACUGUGUCCCACAAUCAGAAACCUCCAUUGUGGCCGAGGGGCCUUCCACCACCACGCGCCCCGCCAGCCAGGGAGAGAUCGUAGCCUCCUGAGGCCACCGGAGGAGUUCCUGUGUGGGGGCGGGAGAGGAAAUCAGCACGGUUCACAAAAAAAAAAAAAAAAAAAAAAAAAGAAAGAAAGAAAAGAAAAGAAAAGAUGGCUGCAGCCUUGUCCGGCAUGGUGGGAGGGGAGCUGGUUUCCUGUUGAACUUGUUUCUAAAAGGAAAAUUAAUUUUAAGGAAAUAAAAAAAAAAAGAAAAAAAGAGAAAGAAAAAAUUAUACUGAAGCCAGAACUGAAACAUUCGCCUGGUAGCAGACAACACACAUCCGUCCGUACACACAUCUGCUGCACUGCACAUGCUAACGAGCGUGUACCCGCACCGGGAAAACGAGAGAGCAGAUCGCUCUGUGAUGAACGAAUCAGCUAAGGUUGAGAGACGAGGGUCAGGGUCAUCUCCUGAGGGCUUCUGUGUCUCCCGCUUUUCCUCCCACCUUCCCGUUUCCCCUCCUCUUUUAAGGAAGUGAAUAGUUUCUCCCUCUCUGCCCCAGCCAUUUCUUUUCACUGUUAAGAGUUGUCCAGACAAGGAUAAGUCAAGAGCCUGUCUUGCUUUGUACGCAGCUGCCUCAGUGGUACCAGGACCUGCUGGGGCCACAGUCCCAUGUGUUUGCCAGCCUGACCCUGUGCUGUCUCUAGAGCCAUUCCCCACCCACAAGGGGCGUCGUCAGCCUGAGGCCAUAGGAGUCAAGACUAGGGCGAAUGAGAUACAAGUGUGUAUGUCCUAAAUUUUAGAUUUUUCUACAAGAGCUCUUAGUUAACAUUUCACCCACAGACAUGAGGGAAAGGAAUGGUGGCUGUGUGGGGAAAGUAUUAUAGGGCUAACUGUAUUUCACUAAAAAAAGUGGGAUCACUUGACUUCACUGGGGGUGCGGGGGAGGCAGGGAUAAGCCACCGCAGAUAUGAAUGCUUUGGAGGAGUUGCAGCCCCGCAAUGGCGUUAGAUCCAAGGGUGCUGCUCUGUUUGCUGGUGUAGCCAUCUCAAGAACAAGUCAACAACCCCCCCCCAAAAAAAAAAAAAUGGAAAGAAAAAAAUAAUAAAUUUUUAAAAUUUAA
Erinaceus europaeus (western European hedgehog) is the source of this 4527-nucleotide messenger RNA. It is a transcript of the gene TNPO3, whose product is annotated as transportin 3. The record is from RefSeq and is a predicted model, not a curated record. NCBI's taxonomy places the organism in Eukaryota, Metazoa, Chordata, Mammalia, Eulipotyphla, Erinaceidae. The coding region runs from base 723 to 3296 and encodes 857 amino acids. Gene Ontology annotation, biological process: protein import into nucleus. Gene Ontology annotation, cellular component: cytoplasm; nuclear membrane. The transcript is spliced from 24 exons.